AAAACCCUAAACAGAAUUUAGCGCUGUUUCUUCCAUAGAAAACAAGAACAAAAAUGGGGAAGAAGAGAAAGCACAGCGAGACUGAAGCGGCGGCACCGGUUAAGGACGACGAUGCUCCGGAGAGACCUAAAAGGACUCUAUUGGGUUGGAAAGACAAGGAGGAAGAUGCUGAGAAAUCCAAACCAACGUCUUCUUCCUCCCCUGGAUUCAGGAAUAAAGAGAAGGUUCUCGUUACUUGUUCCCGAAGGAUCAGUUUCAGGUAUCGGCAUCUGAUGUUGAAUAUGGUGUCACUUCUGCCUCACUGUAAGAAGGAUAGUAAGGUGGAAGCUAAGAGCAGUAAAGGCGCGACUCUUAAUGAGCUGGUUGAGCUUAAGGGCUCUUCUUCCUGCUUGUUUUUCGAGUGUAGAAAGCAUAAAGAUCUUUACUUGUGGAUGGUCAAGUCCCCUGGUGGACCUUCUGUUAAGUUCUUGGUUAACGCUGUUCACACUAUGGAGGAGCUGAAACUCACUGGGAAUCAUCUGAAAGGGUCACGCCCUCUCUUGACAUUCUCAUCCAGUUUUGAUAAAGAUGUUCACUGGAAACUUUUGAAGGAGAUGUUAACACAGGUUUUUGGAAUCCCCAAGGAACACAGGAAGUCUAAACCUUACCAUGACCAUGUGUUUGUUUUCUCCAUUGUCGAUGACCAUAUAUGGUUCCGUAAUUACCAGAUAUCGGUACCUCAUAACGAGUCAGACAAGAUUGCAAGAGGUGGUCUGGAUAAAAUGACCCUUGUCGAGGUUGGUCCAAGGUUUUGUUUAAAUCCGAUUAAGAUUUUUGGAGGCAGCUUUGGAGGUCCAACCCUUUACGAGAACCCAUUCUACGUAUCUCCAAACCAGAUUCGUGCGUUGGAGAAAAGAAAUAAAGCUGGGAAAUUUGCUAAGAAAAUCAAAGCAAAAACGAGGAGAAAGAUGCAUGAGCUUUCAAACCCAUUGGAGCCUGAUGAGUUUGCAGACAUGUGGAAGGAUGAAUGAUAAAAUCCGAUCAAGUUUUUGUUGUUGUUGUAGAACUUCCAAAUUCACAGAAUCAACACACUUUUGUCUUUACUGUUCUAGACUCUUUAUCGUAUCAAUCAAAGAUGAGAUUUUUUU
This is a messenger RNA of Eutrema salsugineum, 1127 nucleotides long. RefSeq names its product ribosome biogenesis protein BRX1 homolog 1. Gene Ontology annotation, biological process: ribosomal large subunit assembly; rRNA processing. The coding region runs from base 54 to 1010 and encodes 318 amino acids. Gene Ontology annotation, molecular function: rRNA binding. The record is from RefSeq and is a predicted model, not a curated record. Lineage: Eukaryota; Viridiplantae; Streptophyta; Magnoliopsida; Brassicales; Brassicaceae. Gene Ontology annotation, cellular component: nucleolus. The transcript is spliced from 7 exons.